UUCAUCUAAUACAUUGGAAUUUAGGUUAUGUUAUUGUUACAUUUACAAUUUCAUUAGCAAUUUAUUAAUUGUUAUCGCUUUAGGAAAAAGAUAUUUAAGAUUUAGUAUUUAGGAUAUUUUACACUUCUUAUCACAAUGCCGAAAGUCGUUUCCAGAAGUAUAGUUUGCUCAGACACUAAAGAUCAAGAGGAGUAUAGUGAAGAAAAGCCACUUCAUAUCUAUUACUGCAUUUGUGGACAAAUGACAUUGAUUUUAGACUGUGCCAUAGAAAAACUACCCUUGAGGAAACGCGAUGGAGCCAGAGUAAUUGACGGAAGCAAACACGCACAUAAAAUGACCUUUGAUACUGAUGAAACAGUUUACAUCAAACGCCAGGAGGGGAUAGAGCGACAACACAGGAUGCGUUGUAAAAAAUGCAGAUUACCUCUCUACUAUAAGCACGACUUGAAAAGCAACGUCAACUUUAUAUUGAAAGGAGCUGUUGUUAAGAGUUCAGGCGAAGGACCAAAGAUGGAUAUUUACAAUCAAGUUGCGGUGGAGAAGCCUAAAAAGAUUAUGGUGACAAAACACACUAAAAACAUGGGCAAGUUCAGCUCCGUUACUGUGUCUACAAUUGAUGAAGAGGAGGAUGAAAUUGAAGCUAGAGAGGUUGCUGACUCGUAUGCCAACAAUGCCCGCAUCAUAGAAAAACAACUGGAGAGGAAGGGGAUGAACAAACGUAAAAUGGUGGUACAACAAACACAAGCGGAAUUGGAGGCCAAGAGGAACCGAGUCCGGGGCACUUUGAUUGAUAAAUAAACUGCCUUAGUGACUGCAUUUUACUGUGUAUAUUGUAAAUAUUUUAUUUAUAAGUGAAAAAUAAAUGGAAACACCUA
Macrosteles quadrilineatus (aster leafhopper) is the source of this 875-nucleotide messenger RNA. Its product is annotated as STING ER exit protein. The transcript is spliced from 4 exons. The record is from RefSeq and is a predicted model, not a curated record. Lineage: Eukaryota; Metazoa; Arthropoda; Insecta; Hemiptera; Cicadellidae. Bases 136 to 798 code for a protein of 220 amino acids.